AUGUCUGAAUUCGAGAUCGAGCACACGCCCAAGACACCACACACGCCGCCCAAGUCUCGCCGGAGACGGGCCUCGGACGAGUUCGACAGCGAGACCGCCUUCCGGACCAGCGUCGGUACCCUGUUGAAUGCAAAGGCGCGACCGUUCACGGUGUCGGGGCGUAUACCAGUGGAUCCCUCUGUCCUGACACUGUUCUUCCGAUCAAGAAGCGGCAUCACGCACUCCGUUGACUUCCCCAUUGACAUCGAUCACGACAUGCCACCAGCCCUCGACGUCCUCAUCGCAGCAUGCCAACCCCACCCAUCGGGUCGAUCUCUCCCAACCGGGCUCGCCCAUCCACCGGGCAUGGAUGACUAUGCAUACCCGCAAAACGAGUCCCUCUUCUAUCCUACUGACCUCCCUCUCACGACCACCCUCGAGAUAGCUAAUCACCCGAUUCUGGAGGCCGUCCGCAACACCCUGUUCCCAACAUUACCCGUCGGCCACUAUCUCACAGCAAUGCGAGACAAGCUGGAGAUCGUGCUAAAAGGGAACACAAUACCAGUCCAGCGGCGGCCCAACGACGCGCGAGUGGCUACGAUCGUCGUGACCCUGCCCGUGCGCUUCCGGGGUGGGUCCUUGGUCGUGCGUAAUGGAGACAGCGUGGAGGAGAAGUUUUUCGGACGGGGUGGGAAGGGCGGCGAUAUGGAGUGGACAGCGUUCAUGGGCGACUGUGAUCAUGAAGUGGAACUCGUGCAGAAGGGUUGUAGGGUGUCGAUCAGCUACGCUGUGCAGCUGAGGACGUUUGGGCCCGCGUUGAUUCAGCCCAACCCACUGAUCACGCCAAGCGAUCGGUUCUUGGACCUGAUGUCGCCUAUUCUCAACAUGUCUCGGGGCCGCAGGAUCGCGUUCUACCUCACUGGCGACUACGGAGUUAACCCCGGGCAGGUACUCGCGGAGUCGCUUGUCCCCUACCUCAAGGGCGGGGACUCCGUGCUGUACCACGCGAUCAAGCUGUACAAGCUCGCCCCCGAACUACGGUGGACAGCAGGGGGCUACAUCUGGCCGGUUGACCAGAUAGUCGAGUUCGCCAGCGACGUUGCGGAUAGUCCGAGCGCGUCGCACGUACGUAUGCCCAUCUCCGUCGUCAACGGAGGGCGUGCUCCCAUACGAGGCCCUUUCGGCUCAGGAGCGUCCGAGCCUGGCUCGGACGAGGAGGACGACCUGCGGACGCGCGUGGAGAAGAGCGGCGCCAUCCCGAUCUCCGAGACGGACAUCAUGUUGCUGAACGACGUGAGCGUCGUCGGGGCGAUCUCGAAGGAGCGCGUGCCGUUCGUGCAGGCAGGCGAGAUGGAGAAGCUGGUGGUUAACAUUCUGAUGGUGGUGUUCGUUCCGUGA
Molecule: messenger RNA, 1377 nt
Organism: Rhodofomes roseus
Lineage: Eukaryota; Fungi; Basidiomycota; Agaricomycetes; Polyporales; Fomitopsidaceae
Exons: 3
Coding region: 1-1377 (458 amino acids)
Source: RefSeq, a predicted model, not a curated record